Rubroshorea leprosula is the source of this 1268-nucleotide messenger RNA. NCBI's taxonomy places the organism in Eukaryota, Viridiplantae, Streptophyta, Magnoliopsida, Malvales, Dipterocarpaceae. The record is from the annotation of a GenBank genome assembly.
ACUCGAAAGAAAAAGAAAGGGAACCCGACAGCCAUGCUUGAGGAAACCGGUAGAAAGCUUGGUUUUCUCCUUCCUUUCUUGCUCUAGAACACACCUAGAACCCAAAAAUCUUCCCCCCCUGCUGGAAAAGCCGGAUCUGCCCUGCUCUGCUUUGUCCUUCCGCCGGCUGCUCCUGCUUUGUGGGGGUGAAUUGCUUGGUUUUUUGGAUUUCUUCUUCCAUGCCGCCGGCUCUUCCCCAACCUGCAGUCCAGUUUUUGCUUGCAAAUUCUGCUAGUGUUUUGGCCAAUUCUGGAAGUAGAGUUACUGUUCACGUCGGGUCACUGUUCACCGGCAUUACUGGUUACUGUUCACACCCAGAGGGCCAACAAUUAACGGGAAUUUAAAUGAUUAGUUUGUGAUAUGAGAACGAAUUUGGAGAUGUCCGAUCAUGUGGAAAGUGAUAGAAAUAGCAUUGUGAUUAGGAAUGAUCCUAAUGAUGAUUUCAGCUUGAAUUUGUGAUAGUCUGGUAUUAAUUCGGAGGUGUUUUGACUAGGUUCCUGAUCGUUCUGUCAGUUUAGUACGUGAAUUGAGUGCUUGGUUUUGCGAGUGAGGUAAGUAAAUUUAUGGUAAUUCCCGUACUGUUUUAAAAGCAUGUUUUGAUUUGUUUUUGAAGUGGUGGCGAGACUAAACCCGUUUUACACAAGUAUGACUGAUUUGAAGUGAAAUGUUUUGUGCUUUUCAUGAAAUUGAGCGUGCCUACUUGAAAUUUAAGUGACUGUCCUGAUGAUCUAAAAGUGAUUGUGAAUCGUGAUUUUCCUGUUAACUUCUGCCUGUUUUGUCUCCGAUGUGGUCAUGUUAUUCAUGACCCCGCUAGUAGGGGAGGUUACAAACGCUAGCACAUGUCGACAUGUUAGUGAAAGAGCCGGUUCGUUCAACCCAGCUAGUGGGCGUUAUACACCAGCAAAUCGUGGCCCUGCUAGUGGGGAUUAUACACUAGCCGUGACCUAUAGAGGAGACGUCUAUUUCGUUCUCGUACUAUAUCCGUUUUGCGUGAUUGCACAUGUGGCAUGCUUUAAGUUUAAAUAAGGGGCACUCCAUAUUUACUUACUGAGUUUAUCUCAUAGUUUUCCUUGUCCACCAUUUCAGGAUGUGAAAUCGAGAACGGGGAAACCACGGGAAGUGACGAGUUAGAAAGCUAGCCAUUUCGAGAUUGAUAUAGAUUUUUAGAUAUGAAUCAUGAUCUUGUAUUUGGAGAUUUUAUGAUAUCAGAGUAAAUUUUAAAAAUUUGA